Coregonus sp. 'balchen' is the source of this 7005-nucleotide messenger RNA. The record is from the annotation of a GenBank genome assembly. NCBI's taxonomy places the organism in Eukaryota, Metazoa, Chordata, Actinopteri, Salmoniformes, Salmonidae.
GAGGAGGAGAUAAAACGUGCGGAGGAGAAGAGAGCGAGGGAGCUGUAUAUCUCCCUAGAGCAGGAACAGAGAAGGAGUGAGAAGAAUGACAAGGAAUGGGAGGAGCAACGUAAAUCAACUCUUCCCUGUGUUCUCUCUACAACUGUUUUCCUUUCCAGUGAUCACCUCCUUCUAUUCUCCACCCCUCAUUUUUACUCGAUUUACACCAUCCUCUUAUAUCAUCUCUGUCCCUCCCUAAAUAUCAACUCCAAAGCUUCUGUUGUUUAUCCUCAAACUUUUACAGUUAAGCGCUCUCGUGGAACUACAGGACACAUCUGAUAGUGAAAGUCCAAUGCAAAGUAACUUCCUUAUCAAAUCCUCUCUCUCCUCCAUCUCAUCCCUCCAGUGCGGCGCUCUAAGAUGGCUGACCAGGAGAUGCAGAGAAAAGCGAGGCGGGCGCGGGAUGAGUACAAGCGCCAGUCCCUGCGGGCUAUAGAGAAGGGCCGUGUGGCGGGGCUCAGUGGGCUGUUCCAACAGGGCCCGGUGGUGGGGAACGGACCAACAGCAGCCCCCCUCAGGAGACACAGCACCGUGCUAGAGUCAUCCUCCUCCACCACACAACGCCCCGGCCUCCAUCCUGCUGCUCCUCCACUGUACCGCCGCAGACAGAGCCAAAGACACAGCACCAUUGUCACACAGCCACUGAUGGACAGGUACAGAUAUAGCACUAGCCUACUACUCAUGAAUACAGUGGGGGAAAAUAGUAUUUAGUCAGCCACCAAUUGUGCAAGUUCUCCCACUUAAAAAGAUGAGAGAGGCCUGUAAUUUUCAUCAUAGGUACACGUCAACUAUGACAGACAAAUUGAGGGAAAAAAAUCCAGAAAAUCACAUUGUAGGCUUUUUUAUGAAUUUAUUUGCAAAUUAUGGUGGAAAAUAAGUAUUUGGUCACCUACAAACAAGCAAGAUUUCUGGCUCUCACAGACCUGUAACUUCUUCUUUAAGAGGCUCCUCUGUCCUCCACUCGUUACCUGUAUUAAUGGCACCUGUUUGAACUUGUUAUCAGUAUAAAAGACACCUGUCCACAACCUCAAACAGUCACACUCCAAACUCCACUAUGGCCAAGACCAAAGAGCUGUCAAAGGACACCAGAAACAAAAUUGUAGACCUGCACCAGGCUGGGAAGACUGAAUCUGCAAUAGGUAAGCAGCUUGGUUUGAAGAAAUCAACUGUGGGAGCAAUUAUUAGGAAAUGGAAGACAUACAAGACCACUGAUAAUCUCCCUCGAUCUGGGGCUCCACGCAAGAUCUCACCCCGUGGGGUCAAAAUGAUCACAAGAACGGUGAGCAAAAAUCCCAGAACCACAUGGGGGGACCUAGUGAAUGACCUGCAGAGAGCUGGGACCAAAGUAACAAAGCCUACCAUCAGUAACACACUACGCCGCCAGGGACUCAAAUCCUGCAGUGCCAGACGUGUCCCCCUGCUUAAGCCAGUACAUGUCCAGGCCCGUCUGAAGUUUGCUAGAGUGCAUUUGGAUGAUCCAGAAGAGGAUUGGGAGAAUGUCAUAUGGUCAGAUGAAACCAAAAUAUAACUUUUUGGUAAAAACUCAACUCGUCGUGUUUGGAGGACAAAGAAUGCUGAGUUGCAUCCAAAGAACACCAUACCUACUGUGAAGCAUGGGGGUGGAAACAUCAUGGGGCUGUUUUUCUGCAAAGGGACCAGGACGACUGAUCCGUGUAAAGGAAAGAAUGAAUGGGGCCAUGUAUCGUGAGAUUUUGAGUGAAAACCUCCUUCCAUCAGCAAGGGCAUUGAAGAUGAAACGUGGCUGGGUCUUUCAGCAUCACAAUGAUCCCAAACACACCGCCCGGGCAACGAAGGAGUGGCUUCGUAAGAAGCAUUUCAAGGUCCUGGAGUGGCCUAGCCAGUCUCCAGAUCUCAACCCCAUAGAAAAUAUUUGGAGGGAGUUGAAAGUCCGUGUUGCCCAGCGACAGCCCCAAAACAUCACUGCUCUAGAGGAGAUCUGCAUGGAGGAAUGGGCCAAAAUACCAGCAACAGUGUGUGAAAAUCUUGUGAAGACUUACAGAAAACGUUUGACCUGUGUCAUUGCCAACAAAGGGUAUAUAACAAAGUAUUGAGAACUGUGCUUCCGCAGAGGUAGGGGGGCCAGCAGGCCAGAGGUGGAUGAACGCAAUGCCCUCGUUUGGGUGUAGGGAUUGAUCAGAGCCUGAAGGUACGGAGGUGCCGUUCCCCUCACAGCUUCGUAGGCAAGCACCAUGGUCUUGUAGCAGAUGCGAGCUUCAACUGGAAGCCAGUGGAGUGUGCGGAAGAGCGGGGUGACGUGAGAGAACUUGGGAAGGUUGAACACCAGACGGGCUGCGGCAUUCUGGAUGAGUUGUAGGGGUUUAAUGGCACAGGCAGGGAGCCCAGCCAACAGCGAGUUGCAGUAAUCCAGACGGGAGAUGACAAGUGCCUGGAUUAGGACCUGUGCUUCCUGUGUAAGGCAGGAUCGUACUCUCCGAAUGUUGUAGAGCAUGAACCUACAGGAUUGGGUCACCGCCUUGAUGUUAGCGGAGAACGACAGGGUGUUGUCCAGGGUCACGCCAAGGCUAUUUGCACUCUGGGAGGAGGACACAACGGAGUUGUCAACCGUGAUGGCGAGAUCAUGGAACGGGCAGUCCUUCCUCGGGAGGAAGUGCAGCUCCGUCUUGCCGAGGUUCAGCUUGAGGUGGUGAUCCGUCAUCCACACUGAUAUGUCUGCCAGACAUGCAGAGAUGCGAUUCGCCACCUGGUUAUCAGAAGGGGGAAAGGAGAAGAUUAGUUGUGUGUCGUCUGCGUAGCAAUGAUAGGAGAGGCCAUGUGAGGAUAUGACAGAGCCAAGUGACUUGGUGUAUAGCGAGAAUAGGAGACGGCCUAGAACUGAGCCCUGGGGGAUACCAGUGGUGAGAGCACGUGGUGCGGAGACAGAUUCUCGCCACGCCACUUGGUAGGAGCGACCGGUCAGGUAGGACGCAAUCCAAGAGUGAGCCGCGCCGGAGAUGCCCAACUCGGAGAGGGUGGAGAGGAGGAUCUGAUGGUUCACAGUAUCAAAGGCAGCAGACAGGUCUAGAAGGACAAGAGCAGAGGAGAGAGAGUUAGCUUUAGCAUUGCGGAGAGCCUCCGUGACACAGAGAAGAGCAGUCUCAGUUGAAUCACCAGUCUUGAAACCUGACUGGUUUGGAUCAAGAAGGUCAUUCUGAGAGAGAUAGCAAGAGAGUUGGCUAAAGACGGCACGCUCAAGAGUUUUGGAGAGAAAAGAAAGAAGGGAUACUGGUCUGUAGUUGUUGACAUCGGAGGGAUCGAGUGUUGGUUUUUUGAGAAGGGGUGCAAGCAUUAAAAUGCUUAGGGCAAUCUGUGCUAUAAUUAAGCAAUAAGGCCCGAGGGGGUGUGGUAUAUGGCCAAUAUAACACAGCUAAGGGCUGUUCUUAGGCACGACGUAACGCGGAGUGCUAAGACACAGCCCUUAGCCGUGGUAUAUUGGCCAUAUAUCACAAACUGGUUACCAACGUAAUUAGAGCAGUAAAAAUAAAUGUUUUGUCAUACCGAUGGUAUACAGUCUGAUAUACCACAGCUUUCAGCCAAUCAGCAUUCAGGACUCGAACCACCCAGUUUAUAAUGUGUCUUAAUUUCUUAUUAUGAUAUAUGAUGUGGUUAUGUCUUGCUCCACUCCUCCCUAUCUUCUCCAGUCCUGCCUGGGUGAGAGCUCCCCGGCCCAGCUCCAGAGAAUGUGUUCUGCUGUGGUUCAAAGAGGAGCAGAGGCCCAAACAGGCUGGCUAUGAGCGCAACAGCACCGCCAUCGCCCCCUGGUUCCACGGUCAGUGCUGGGUUGAUCAAUCGUGGAUCCCUCCAAGCUUCCCCUCUUGCACCAAUCUACUUUUCUUCACUACCACUGCCACGUCCAAACUAUCUAACUCAAACGUAUUCUUGCCUGAGUCCUCAGGAAAUGAGCAUUGAAGGAAAGUGUCAGUCUGUUCGUGCACGGUAGGGUGUGUGGCUGAAGGGAUGGGGCUCUUCAAUAAUAAAUAGGCCACCCUAGACUAAUUACUGGCGAGUGGCCCUGAGCCCUAACCCUCUCCAUAAUAGGUCACAGUGAGUAGCUCCUGGUUAAGUGACAGAAGCACAGAUGAAUGGGCCUAUGAGUGGCACACUCCACUGGAAAGAGGGGUGCAACAUGCACUUCAUGCUAUCAUGCAGAGACAGGGUAUCAGGCAUCUAAACAAUGUGAGCACACCCAAACCCACUCUUUAUCUUGAAAAGAUGCCAGUUUGAUACUGUUUUUCCAAAUUAUGCAACUGUCAUAAUUUCUCUCUGUCACUGAGAUUACUUUAGUCAAUAACAACGUUACACAACAUUAAAAGGAAAUAUUCACCCAUUUUAAAUGUUAUAUCGUAUUUGUGCAUCUCCGAGCAAUGUUCUAUCGAUUCCCAGGGUCAACUAUGUUUUCAUGUGUAUCUGAGCUCUUGCCAUUCACGCAGGCAGACAUACAGCCGGUAUGACGUAGCAUUGUGAUAAAGUCGCUCUCACUACACUGGAAGUUAAUAGGAAGAUUAUUUUAGAUAGUGAAAACAUCUAUCAUACAUGUCAGACUUCAAUACUGGCCGAUGUCAUUAUGCGGGAGGUUGUCUUCUCUCGAAUGAGCCAUUGAUCAUAUAUUUGCGAUAUUCCUACCUUGAGAAAUUUGUAAUUUAACAGAGGGUGCACCACAUUUCUCCUAUUUCUCUGCCACUUCAGUCCAGGGUGCAUUGCAUGGUGCUGUUGCAAACGUCAGACUCCACUGCAAAGAACACGAUCUGCAGGUUGAACAUGGUGAGAUUGUAGACUCCUAAAUUGAUAUUGCAGUUUGUUUAGGCGAUUUUACAGAUUUUGGUAUUAUUGUGCGUAGCUAGCCAACCAGCCCAUAGAGAGAGCAUAGCAUUGUGGGUUUUGUAGUCGACUUGAGCUGCAAAAGAUUUCCACAACGAUUUUCACAUGUUGCUACCAACCUUAUUAUAAAGACAAAAUGAAGUAUUUGUUCACAAAAAAUAUUGUUCUCGCAUAUUAGUGUAAUUUAACACAAAAUUGUAGGAAUUUGUGGUUUCGGGUGGAUUUUUCCUUUAAUCAUUUAGGGCAAUUAGUUUUUUUUGGUCCUAAUGAGAGGAAAUUCAACAAUAUUGUGCAAGGACCUUGGGCUUCUCUUUGCUUUGGAUUUAACUACUGUCAGACUCUCCCUCCUCCUGACCUCAGGUCUGAUUUAACCACCAUCAGACUCUCCCUCCUCCUCAGGUCUGAUUUAACUACUGUCAGACCCUCCCUCCUCCUGACCUCAGGUCUGAUUUAACUACUGUCAGACUCUCCCUCCUCCUGACCUCAGGUCUGAUUUAACUACUGUCAGACUCUCCCUCUUCCUGACCUCAGGUCUGACUUAACUACUGUCAGACUCUCCCGCUUCCUGACCUCAGGUCUGAUUUAACUACCGUCAGACUCUCCCUCCUCCUCAGGUCUGAUUUAACUACUGUCAGACUCUCCCUCCUCCUGACCUCAGGUCUGAUUUAACUACUGUCAGACUCUCCCUCUUCCUGACCUCAGGUCUGACUUAACUACCGUCAGACUCUCCCUCUUCCUGACCUCAGGUCUGAUUUAACUACCGUCAGACUCUCCCGCUUCCUGACCUCAGGUCUGAUUUAACUACCGUCAGACUCUCCCUCCUGACCUCAGGUCUGAUUUAACUACCGUCUGACUCUCCCUCCUGACCUCAGGUCUGAUUUAACUACUGUGAGACCCUCUCUCCUCCCCAGGUCUGAUUUCCAGACAGGAGUCAGAGACCCUGCUGAUGAAUGCAGCGGACGGCUCCUUCCUGGUGAGGGUGAGUGACAGGAUCUGGGGCUACACGCUGUCCUAUCGCACGGCCGACGGCUUCAAACACUUCUUGAUCGACGCAUCAGGAGACUACUACAGCUUCCUGGGUGUGGACCAGAACCGCCACGCCACCCUGGCUGACCUCAUCGACUUCCACAAGGUGGGCAGGCAGUUUACAGUAUGUACAGGGUUUCACACAGUGAACUGCAGGGGUUGGGUCAGAUACUUAGCAUGCUAUAUACAUCAGUAAUGUCAGUGUUCUGCAGUGAUGUUAGUCAGCAUAGAGACUCCAUGUGGAAAUCAGAUUAAAUGGUUACUUAGUAACUCAACAUCAAAGUGACAGCCAUCAAACAUCUGGGAGUAAGUCUAAUCUAAUGCUCCAUGAUAUACAUCCGUGAUCUUUUCUUAUCACAACUGAUUUAGCAACCAAUCAAAAGCACGGCUGAACUACGUUAUCUUCAAUAAUACUGCCUUACUUAACAUGGAAACAUAUUUCUCGGAAGCGGAGGCUGACAGAACUGAAUGUGUGAACUGUGAAUCUGUGACAUGAGUUAUAUGCUAAUGUGAAAAGACGGGUGAACGUUGGUCUCCAGGAAUUUGCAUGUCUCUUUGGCAUUACACACACAUACAGUAUAAGGAGUCACUGUGUACUGAUCAGAUAAAGAGCAUCUGGAAACUGCUGGGGGAGGAAUACUGACAGUUUGAAUAUGAUUCACCACAGAUCACCACACUGACUCUGGAAAAUCGGAACAUAAAACCAUCCUAUUACUAUAUAGAUACAUAAUAUGCAAGCAGUAUACACCAACAGACAAAACAUUUUACAUUACAUUUUAGUCAUUUAGCAGACGCUCUUAUCCAGAGCGACUUACAGUUAGUGAGUGCAUACAUUUUUCAUACUGGCCCCCCGUGAGAAACGAACCCACAACCCUGGCGUUGCAAGUGCCAUGCUCUACCAACUGAGCAACAGGGGACUACAGUUCGACAGCUGUUGAUAAGAAUGUAUAGCACAGACAUAUGAGACCAGUCAUAGGGUAUGUUCUGAUGAUCUGUUGGUCUGUCUGUCUCUAGGAGGAGGUGAUCACCACAUCAGGAGGAGAGCUUCUUCAGGAGGCAUGUAAAUGGACAGUCUCAGCCACGGACUAUGGGGGGCUCUUCCAA